Dendronephthya gigantea is the source of this 2855-nucleotide messenger RNA. Its product is annotated as PH domain-containing protein DDB_G0267786-like. NCBI's taxonomy places the organism in Eukaryota, Metazoa, Cnidaria, Anthozoa, Malacalcyonacea, Nephtheidae. The record is from RefSeq and is a predicted model, not a curated record.
AAAUUGUGCAACCCAUUGUCUUGUAUGUAAACACAUGGGUUAUAUGAGUUGAUACAAACUUGCGCUGAAACAGCACUCUCUAAGGAGUGUCACAUAUUUUCAAAUCGACCGUAAGUAAUUUCAAACAACGUAAAGUGAACUCCAACAACAUCUAAGUUCACGAUGGGGAAUCUACUUCCAUUGGACGCGGCGAAAAAGGAGCAAUGCGAAGAAAUCGCCAAGGAAUAUUUAGCGACAUUCAACGUGGAGUAUGUGUUGGCAUACGGAGUUGAAUUUACGAAGAUGAAAAUAAAACAAAUCGAGAAUGAGGUUUUUGGAGAUGUUGAAACGAAGAAGAAGCUGAUCUACAGAAAGGAUUUUAAACGCACGGAGCCUCACAAGGUGGGGCCACUCACAAAACAAGGAGCGAUUAUCAAAAACUGGAAGCACAGACACUUUGUCGUAAAUCCAGAUUAUUCAGUUUCUUACUACGAAACUGAAGAGGCAUACGAGAAAUCUCUAAAGCCAAAAGGAGUGAUAUAUUUAGCUGGUUACAAAGUGAAGGAAAGCGCCGAUAAUGCCGUGAUUGAGCAGCUCAAGGCUUUGGCAAAGAAACUAGGAAUAGACGAAGAAAGUUUGCCGCUACCGGAGAAGUUUCCCCCCCAUACUCUGGCGCUGUCGCACGAGAGAAGACGUGAGUACUACAUCACCGCUGCUGAUGAAGACGAGAAAAAGGAAUGGAUCGAAAUGUUCAAGACUUGCUGUCGAAAAGCGAAAGGUUUAAAGAGUGAAGACCCCGUUGCUCGCGAGGCAUUUAAGACUGCAUAUCGCAGAGCUUGUUAUGAAUCAGGAUGGUUGAACAGGAAAGAUCCUUCUGGUGGGACUGAAGAACAGAUUUUAACCGAGACGCUCGUUGAAAUUAUAAAUUCCCGUGUUUUAUCAAGUGUUUACAGCGACCUCACCGGAAACUUUACCAUUAAAAAGAAAAUUCAAAAACAGGUCGAAAAAACAUUGGAUUCAAUGGUGCUGGCGUUGGUCAAGCCAGCUUACAAAGCUUUGGUUGAAACUACGGAGAAAAUGAAGGCGCCUGUGGAGAAAACCUUUAAUGAAAAGAAAGAUGAAAUUGUGAAAGUUCAGAAGAAGAUUACAGCGCAGAUAUCAGACAAAGCUGAGUUAAUCGUUGACAAGAUUUUUCAGGAUUUAAAAGAAGAUAUCGCGAAACUGUAUGAAGAUCUCAGGGAACUGACGGUCAGAACUUCGAAGGAAAUGCGAGAUGAAUGCGUAGUUCGACUUAUGGAACGAUUAGUGAAAGACACGAAAGAGAGCGAAGAUGUCGAGUAUGUUAUGAAAAAGUACUACCGAACAUUCGACAACAUUAUUUACGGCACAUGCGCAUGGGAUCAUUGGUAUAAAGUAUAUAAUAUGGAGAAGGAAGCAAUUGGUAUCGUGGAUAAGUAUGAAGGAACUUUUGAUCGCGGAGGAAGCUAUAGAUUCGUGUACGAUGCACAUGACAUGCUUGCUUUGGUCGCUGACGCGGCGUUUUUCACAUUUCAACAAACGAUGAAGGAACGAACCAAGGACAACGAUACUCUAAAGGAUAACAAAAAGACUGCAGAGAUGAUGGAGAAAAUUAAAGAUGAAGUCAUACCGAAAUACGAUCACGACUCGAAAAGUACUCCAGAAGACGUUAGCUUUGCGCUUACGACAGCACAUGUCCUAGAAUUCGUGUCGAGCAAAAUCGAUCCGCUUACCAAAGAGAUCCGUAAAGUGGUCGCAAACGCCAUCCCAGAACCUCUGAAACAAAUUAUCAGCAUUGAAGAUCAAUACGACCUUUAUGUUGAAGAACUUGUCAAGGAAUUGAUCAGACGAGCAAUUGGAAUCCCAAAACCAGAGAUGAACGGAAAAAAUGAAGCGAAAACCGAAGAGACGAAGAUUGAAAUGAAUGGCAAGAAGGAUGACGAACAAAUGAAAGAUUCCGAGGAAGCAAAAGAAAACGAAACUGAGGAUAAGAAAGUGGAAGAGAAUGACCAAAAAGGAGGGGAAACAGGGAAGAAUGAAGUACGCGAAAAUGGAAACACAGAUGGAGAGAUUAGCGAGGAAAAGAAGGAAGUUGAGGCAGAGGGAAAAGAAAAUGGAAAGAACGAAGAGGAAAAGCAAGAGGAGAAAAAGGAAGAUGGGCAAAAGGAAAGUGGAAGUGGGGAAAAUAAAGAAAACGGUGACACAGUAAAGGAAAGUGGAAGUGAAGAGAGUAAAGAAAACGAUGACACAGCAAAGGAAAUUGGAAAUGAGGAAAAUAAAGAAAACGGUGACACAGCAAAGGAAAUUGGAAGUGAGGAAAAUAAAGAAAACGGUGACAUAGUAGCGGAAAUUGAAAGUAAAGAACAAAAGGAACUUUGUAAUGGAGACACGAAUGACGUGAACGAGCUGGAAGGAAACACAUCUGAUGAUACCGCGAUGUAGUUUGUUGCUAUAUAAAACAUUUUAUAUAUUGUUCUAUUCUUAAAAACACUCACAUAGGAACAUAACUGAUGUAAUUCCAAGAUUGAUAUCUUGUUCGAUGCCCAUUAUCAGAUAUAAUAUACGCUUUAUUUCCUCAUAACUAAUCCAAUCUGUGGGCAGAUGAUCCACUAAUCCGUGGUGAUCAUGUGCCAGGUAUAAUUACUUACGUGUGCCAUUAUCGUUAUCAUCAGCGAGAACAAUGACAUUAAAAGAACAUCGACGACACAGAAAGACCAAGUCGUUAAACAAACAACAGAUAAUAUCGGGUUAUUUUCUAGGAAUUCAUGCGAUUAUAUACAACAUUAGUUCAUUAUAUUUAGAAAGUUUUGUCACAACAGAGCAGACAAAUCAUACAUUAAAAAAUAAUUUAAGGCAAA